Messenger RNA from Penicillium arizonense, 1335 nucleotides. RefSeq lists its product as uncharacterized. Lineage: Eukaryota; Fungi; Ascomycota; Eurotiomycetes; Eurotiales; Aspergillaceae. Gene Ontology annotation, molecular function: oxidoreductase activity, acting on the CH-CH group of donors; flavin adenine dinucleotide binding. The transcript has 4 exons. The coding region runs from base 1 to 1335 and encodes 444 amino acids. The record is from RefSeq and is a predicted model, not a curated record.
AUGUCUGCCUCAUCUAGAAUUCCUCCGAUCGCCCAGCCCUUCGUCGGCGAUCGAGCAAAAAUAGCCCUCGACUUGGUUGAGGAUUUUGUUGAGAGAGUGUGUAUUCCUGCCGAGCCAGUUUUCUCUGCCCAGCUUGGGCAUGGCAGGGAGAGAUGGAACGCCAACCCCGCCAUUUUAGAGGACCUUAAGUCCAAAGCCCGUCAGAUGGGCCUGUGGAACAUGUUCCUGCCUAAGAACCAUUUUUCCCAGGGUGCUGGAUUCAGUAAUCUUGAAUAUGGGCUGAUGGCCGAAUAUCUGGGUAGGAGUAGAUUGGCAUCUGAGGCCACGAAUAACUCAGCACCUGAUACGGGAAAUAUGGAGGUUCUGGCUACAUAUGGCAAUGAUUCUCAGAAGCAGCUGUGGCUGGCUCCUCUGCUGAAGGGGGAGAUCCGGUCCGCAUUUCUUAUGACUGAGCCCGAUGUAGCAUCAAGCGAUGCCACGAACAUACAACUGAGCAUGCGCCGUGAGGGUAACGAAUAUAUUUUAAAUGGAUCGAAAUGGUGGGCAUCUGGCGUCGGAGAUCCUCGUUGCAAGAUAUACAUUGUUAUGGGCAAAUCCAGCCCCGAUCAUAUCGACCCAUACCGCCAGCAAUCAAUCAUCUUGGUGCCAGUUGGGACCCCCGGAAUAAAGAUCCACCGCAUGUUGACCGUAUACGGGUAUGACGACUCCCCAGCCGGCCACGGGCAUGUCACUUUUGAGAAUGUGCGGGUGCCGGCUUCCAACCUCAUCCUGGGCGAGGGCCGUGGUUUUGAAAUUAUGCAGGGCCGCUUGGGUCCUGGCCGCAUUCACCACGCCAUGCGCACCAUUGGCGCGGCUGAGAAAGCCCUUGAGUGGCUGAUCGCUCGGGUCAAUGAUGACCGCAAAAAAACCUUUGGCAAGCCACUCUCAGCCCAUGCUGUUUUAUUAGAGUGGAUUGCCCGCUCCCGGAUCGAGAUUGACGCUGCUCGACUUAUUGUCAUUAACGCUGCUAUCAAGAUUGAUCAAGGUGAUGCUAAGUCUGCCCUUAAGGAGAUUGCUGAAGCCAAAAUCCUUGUGCCUCAGUCUGCAUUGACUGUCAUCGACCGUGCAGUUCAGGCCUUUGGUGCCGCUGGUGUCUCCCAAGAUACACCCCUCGCGUAUCUCUGGGCCCUUGUCCGUACACUUCGCAUUGCUGAUGGUCCUGAUGAGGUCCACUUGCAGCAACUUGGUAAGAGGGAGAACAGCACUCGCAAGCAUGAGAUCAUUCCCCGUCUUGACUGGCAAUAUAAGGAGAGCGAGCGUCUCCUUGCCGCUCGGGGACUCAAGAGCAAUCUCUAG